Messenger RNA from Sorex araneus (European shrew), 2961 nucleotides. It is a transcript of the gene RFC5, whose product is annotated as replication factor C subunit 5. The record is from RefSeq and is a predicted model, not a curated record. Gene Ontology annotation, biological process: DNA-templated DNA replication; DNA repair. The coding region runs from base 1 to 1437 and encodes 478 amino acids. Gene Ontology annotation, cellular component: nucleus; DNA replication factor C complex. The transcript is spliced from 12 exons. NCBI's taxonomy places the organism in Eukaryota, Metazoa, Chordata, Mammalia, Eulipotyphla, Soricidae. Gene Ontology annotation, molecular function: DNA binding; DNA clamp loader activity; ATP hydrolysis activity.
AUGCCGGAGGAAGGCGCAGGCGAGCGCCAGCCUCCUGGCUCACUGCUCACAGUACGUCUCUUCACCCACAUGGUGUCCGUGUGGAAGCCAGGGAACGGCGUCUGCUCUGCCUUGCUGACGCCCGCGCGGGACCCCGGCCCUCCCGCCCCGGUGCGUUGCGACCCGCGGCCGCGCUGCACCGGGCUCGCCGCGCGCGCCGGCCCUGGAAGCGGCUCGGAGGCUGGUUGGCUGCCGGCGCCUCGCGUUACCUGGCAACCGGCGCCCUGGGAACCGGGGGCGGGGCCAAGAGAGGAAGUCGGAAGUCGCGGCCGGGUCUCGCGAGAGUUGCGUUUGCGCGCGAACCCUGAAGCUCCGGGGUCCGGGGCUUCCCUGCUCGGCCGGCAGCUCCGCAGGCCUCGCGCGGCACCGGGCAGACCCCCCCGACGCGUUCGUCCCCGCGCCAUGGACGCCCCGGCGGCCAAGAUCAGGAACCUGCCCUGGGUUGAGAAAUACCGGCCACAGACGCUGGGCGAUCUCAUCUCUCACCAGGACAUCCUGAGUACCAUUCAGAAAUUCAUCAGCGAAGACCGGCUGCCGCAUCUGCUGCUCUACGGGCCCCCGGGCACCGGGAAGACGUCCACCAUCCUGGCGUGUGCCAAGCAGCUGUACAGAGAGAAGGAAUUCGGCUCCAUGGUUUUGGAGCUCAACGCUUCAGAUGACCGAGGGAUCGACAUUGUCCGGGGCCCCAUCCUGAGCUUCGCCAGCACGAGGACCAUUUUUAAGAAAGGCUUUAAGUUGGUGAUCCUGGACGAAGCCGACGCCAUGACUCAAGAUGCCCAGAACGCCUUGCGCAGAGUGAUCGAGAAGUUCACGGAAAACACCCGCUUCUGCCUCAUCUGUAACUACCUGUCCAAGAUCAUCCCCGCCCUGCAGUCCCGCUGCACGCGCUUCCGCUUCGGCCCGCUCGGCCCCGAGCUCAUGGCGCCCCGCCUGGAGCACGUCAUCGCGGAAGAGAAAGUGGACGUGAGUGAGGACGGGAUGAAGGCCCUGGUGACCCUGUCCAGUGGGGACAUGCGGCGGGCCCUGAACAUCCUGCAGAGCACCCACAUGGCCUUCGGGAAGGUGACGGAGGAGACGGUGUACACCUGCACGGGGCACCCGCUCAGGGCCGACAUCGCCAACAUCCUGGACUGGAUGCUGAACCUGGACUUCACCACGGCCUACAGGAACAUCAUGGCGCUGAAGACGCUGAAGGGGUUGGCUCUGCACGACAUCCUGACCGAGAUCCACUUGUUCGUGCACAGAGUGGACUUCCCGGCGUCGGUUCGAAUCCACCUACUGACCAAGAUGGCGGACAUUGAGUACAGGCUGUCUGCGGGCACCAGCGAGAAGAUCCAGCUGAGCUCGCUCAUCGCCGCCUUCCAGGUCACCAGAGACCUGAUUGUCACGGACGCCUAGAGGCUGGGGCCGCGCCCUGCAGCGGCAGGACGGGGGGACCCCCGGUCACGGGGUGAACGGCACCCAUGCGGGGGCCCAGCCUCCGUCGUCCUUCUCCCCAGGGACCUGUUUGGGGCACGGGCUGGUGGGCUCUAAGCCGGGGACGUACAGAAUAGCGGUGACACGUGUCUGUGACCUCCCGCUGACCUUUGUAGGGGGACAAAACCAUCCCCCCGCCAGUUGAGCCGCAGAGCCUUGCUUUUCCGAGGGCAGGGACUGGGCCUGCACCCAUGGGAGACUGCAGUCGAGUACGCCCAAGGUCGGCUCUGCUCUUAGUUUCGGCCGUUCGGGGGCCGCCCCUGGGCCUCCCGCACAUGCAGCUGACGCACUCGGCCUUUUGCUGGCCGCAGGCCAACCCCAGGCCCCCGAGUGUCUCCGAACUAAGCUGGUAAACCGGACUCGCCGCUCAACGUUGGAUGGUGUCUGAGGGUCUUGACCCCGAAUAUUCCUGCCCUCAUAAAACAGACUCAAUUCUCUUCCUUUAGAAACUGGUCUUUUAUUUCUCUUGCAGUCCAAGAGUUAUUCACAGGUUGCUAAUGGUGUGGACAGUAGAGCGCUUUCACCUUCUGUGAUGGCCCUGGGGCCAGCGGCCGUGCACGGCCCCCCACCACCCCCCGGAAGCCCACGGAGUCGCCGCCAUGGGCAGAUGUAGUGUUCUUCACCAAGGAAGCAGCCUGGGCACGGGCCGGGGCGUGGACACCGUCCUGCCGCGUGUGGCAAGCCCGGGGCCUCUGGAGACCUGAGGCAGGUGUCGCUUGGGGGACACGCCCGCAGGACACCCAUCGGACCCCUCUCGCAGGGUCACUUCAAACUCCCCACGGCUCCCCACCCCGACACCCUUGCUCGUUUCCCAAAGGGACUUUUUAAUAGGGGGAACAACAGAAAGGGAAGAAACUGCCCCCAAGCUUCACUUUGGCCUUGGAGAAGCCUCUAGAAAGGUCCUUCUGCAGCCCCGAGGGGGGCAGGAGAGACGCCCACAUUCUCAUCGGGGCUCAUCCCCGGGACCGGCCCCCAUCGGGCCUCCCGUAAGAAAGCCGGGGGAGACUGUGUGGCCUUUGCUAGGAAAUAAUUUAAAAUAUAUUAGUUUCCAAAGGCAGGUUUCGUGGGGGGGCGGGGGCCUUGCUCGGAGGCCCGGUGCCGGGGGGAGCCCAGUGCUGGGGCGGUUUCUCUCGAGUGGCCGAGGACUGGCUGGACACCCAGCAGCCAGGGCAGCCCAGAGGGCAGCACGCCGGCCACGGGGCCCAGACCCCGGGGAGAGACACGGCUGUACCAUAACAUCUGCGGAGAAACACGAAUAAAUACGCUCAGGAACGGCGAACCACGGACGACUCACGAGCCAUGCGGACGGUCAUGCGGCUGAGCCCGGACACGGGGACACGCACGCACGCACACACACACACACACACACACACACACACACACACACACACCACAUACACACCCCGCCACUGCACACACCCUGCUGGGCCCCGGGCAGGAGACAAC